CUCAUAUCCCGGGCAGAAGAAUACUUACUAGUAUGUAUACCUACUCUAGAUCCGUUUCAUCUGAUGAAGUGACUAUUUUGGUGGGUGGCAGACUGGCAGUGAGCACUGGUGGUGCACUGGUGCUCGCUCGUGCUCGUGGAUCCUCGGGAUGGUGGGUUUGCCUUUUGAAACGGGAUUUUGCGCACAGCUCGUGACAGCGGCUAGCCGUGUCUGCACUCUGCACUCGUGUCGUGCGGUGGAUAGGUACUCUACACACUCUACAUACACGCACCGUACAUACAUACCCUCCUCGCGUGGUAGGUAUCACUUCACUUCGCCCCGGGGACCAAACAAAGACCGUCAAGCGAUGUCGACGCCGGCGGAUCACUCUAUAGUACUCACUCUAUGCACCCUGACUUCAAACCCAUGUGUGGUAGAUCACGUCUCGGGCGUUAUAUACAUCGGCUCUCCGAAACCAGGAAGUAGGGGGGUGGGCAGCCAUAACAACCGGUGGACAGCCGGCAUUAACGGCACGGACAACUCCUUCUUCCAGUCGGACAAGGAGCACGAGGAGCACGAGGAGCACGAGGAGCACGAGGAGCACGAGGAGCACGAGGAGCACGAGGAGCACGAGGCGGGGACCGACAGAGGGACACCAAACCUUCGAUUGGGUCUGGCCGCCUUCCCGUUUCCACCUGCCGUUUGUGUGUUGGUCAAGCCGCCGUUACUCUACUUUACACACCAUACUCUAGCUGACCAGUGGACAGAAGGAUUUUCGGAAUGUUCUUCGCUGAUUUUGAUUGCGAUUGGGAGGGGGUUUCCUUCCCAUGCAGGCUUGCGUCCGUCCGAUGUUCCCAUUCGUCCAGAGUUCAGAGACGGAGCCACACCCGAAAGUGUAUCUGGUUACUUACAGAAAUGAACAUCAGACACGUGCUCAGAUCAAGUGCGUAUGAUGUACCGCGGUGCCACCAAUCUGCUAGUUAGCGCGCAUCGUGAAGUGUGCUCGGCCGUCUCAGCCCACACUUCCUCUAGGUACUCUAGUGAGGUCCGGGAGGAGUGGGGUUGGAGGUUUCAGGGGAGUGUGGCCCGGUGGUGCGGAGGAGGAGGAGUCGAGGAGGAGGAGGGUAGGAAGGGUUCGGGCAUUCUCUUCAGUCGCUCGGUCGCUCGGUCGUUCGGUCGGUCGUU
This is a messenger RNA of Tricharina praecox, 1164 nucleotides long. RefSeq lists its product as uncharacterized. The coding region runs from base 149 to 898 and encodes 249 amino acids. The record is from RefSeq and is a predicted model, not a curated record. NCBI's taxonomy places the organism in Eukaryota, Fungi, Ascomycota, Pezizomycetes, Pezizales, Pyronemataceae. The transcript has 3 exons.